GUCAUUAUAAUGAGUUUCUAGCAUUUAUUUUAAAAUACAUCAAAUGUCAUUCUUGGUUUUAACGUCUUUUCCUCCUUCUGACGAAGUGAGUUUCAGGAUGGUAUAUUCAGUUGGAUUUCAGCCUCGAAAAAAGUUCGAGAAUUACUCACUUGAAUCCCCUUUCAUAGAUAAAUGUGUGCAUCCCAAGCGAUCUCAGGCGGUGCCCUCUUUUCCAUUACCAGUAGUAACCCACAUGUUCAAAAAAUUCAAAGGUGCCCAUUGGAGGCGUUUAAUUGACAAUUCUAUCGAAUUGCUUCGGCGAACCUUUACGCGGGAAGCUAGUUGGGCGUUAAAUAUCUUACCCGAACAAAUUCGAGGCGUCGAGUUUCGCCUGGGAAGUCUCUAUGUGACUUUUCAUGUCACCCACGACGAUGACGUAUCUCAGGAGGAGAUGCGUCAGCGUAUUGAAGAGUACCCUUUUAAUGAAAUGUGGCAGCUUUACAAUCAAUCUGAUAGUGCUACAGAUGAUUUGGAUGCUUUAGGGAAUGUAAUUAAGGGUCUUGAAGAGCAAUUAACACAAAAGGACAUUGAGUUAGAGUCUACCCGCAAAAUAAAUGAGCGACAUGGCAAUGAGCUCGCAGAAGAAAUUUCAAAACUGAGAAAUAGCGUAGAAGCUGCAGAAAAUCGCGAGAAAGACUUACUCAAAGAAUUAGAGAAAGCGAUAAAACACCGUAAAACAAGUGAAGCCCACCUCACUGCAUCAAAGGAAGAAAACCAAAGAUUAUUAGACGAUCUUGAAAACACAAAAAACAAUUUUGCUGAACUUGAAGGAAAAUAUAAAGAGUUAAUUACCGCUAUAGUUCAAGAAAACAAAAAGGAAACUGAGGCCAGAGAACGCGAGCUAAAGGAACAGAUUACGGUGAAGAGUUAUAUUAUACAAGAUCUUGAGGCAAAACUUGGUCACUCACGAGGCGUUGAAGUUGAUCCGCAUAGUUUUCUCAACAGGAAUAAUAGUGACGCUUCAAGAAGACUUGCGCUUCGUAUUGAAGAGAUGUUACUGCAACUACGACUAAUCGAGAAAUCCAAAAUAGAUGUCCAUAGCGAACUUGGACGCAUUUCCGAAUCCUUAAGAUUUACAGAGAAAGCUAGAUUUGUACAGUCUGUUUUUUAUGAAACCUGA
Phytomonas sp. Hart1 is the source of this 1159-nucleotide messenger RNA. NCBI's taxonomy places the organism in Eukaryota, Euglenozoa, Kinetoplastea, Trypanosomatida, Trypanosomatidae. The record is from the annotation of a GenBank genome assembly.